Messenger RNA from Ahaetulla prasina, 4814 nucleotides. It is a transcript of the gene DRAM2, whose product is annotated as DNA damage regulated autophagy modulator 2. The record is from RefSeq and is a predicted model, not a curated record. NCBI's taxonomy places the organism in Eukaryota, Metazoa, Chordata, Lepidosauria, Squamata, Colubridae. Gene Ontology annotation, biological process: regulation of autophagy; photoreceptor cell maintenance. Bases 535 to 1332 code for a protein of 265 amino acids. The transcript is spliced from 10 exons. Gene Ontology annotation, cellular component: lysosome.
CCUCGGAGGCGCCUGGGGUGGGUGGGGGGUUGAGACGAGGCAGUUGCAAGAGGGCGUGAGGUAGUAAAUAACUGGAAUAACCUCAUUUGGGAGGAUCGAAUGUCAGAGCGCGCUUCGCCGGCACAAACGACGACGGGAUUAUAUCCAGUCAGGCGCCACCCUGCAAGGGAGAGCGCUGCUUUUUCUGCCACUCGGGCCGGAGGAAGAAGGCUGCCGACGCGCUGCUGGUGGCGGAGGGAGAAGAGAGAGACUAUAUAGUGUUCGUUACGGUGGUGCCCGAGAGAGGAGAGGAAAAAAGACAGCUUUCCUUAGGAAAAUAGCUUCCUCCUCCAGCCUCUUCCCAAUCUGGCUGGACCACUUGGCUGAAGCAGAGACCCUCCGAUUCAGAGAUAAAUUAUUCUUCAAGAAGGCAACUUCCACAUUGAGAGAUUGCUUCUGAGCUCUCAUGGAAGAUGAAACUCUUAGCAUAUAUUCCCUGCAAAUAUCUUUUGGGGAGAUUCUAUUUGAAUAUUUGACCCUGUAGAUCAUUCUGAAAUGUGGUGGUUUCAGCAAGGACUGAGUUUCUUGCCUUCUUCCCUGGUUAUUUGCUCGUCUGCUGCUUUUGUGUUUCCAUAUGUUGUUGGAGUACUCUUAUACCAUGUUGACCCUUUGGUACCCUAUAUCAGUGACACAGGGACAACACCUCCAGAAAGAUGCUUGUUUGGAAUACUGUUAUCCUUUGCUUCCUUCUUGGGUAUUGCCACCAUGUAUGUUCGGUACAAACAAGUCAGUGCUUUGAACCCUGAAGAACCCAAGAUGCUCAGACUCAAUAAGGCUGGCUUAGUGAUAGGAAUGGUUAGCUGUUUUGGAGUUUGCAUCAUUGCAAACUUCCAGAAAAGUGCUAUAUUUUUCAUACAUACAUUUGGAUCUUUCCUCGCAUUUGGAAUUGGAGUCAUAUAUAUUCUGGUUCAGACAAUUAUUUCCUAUAAGAUGCAACCACAAAUUCAUGGGAAGGAUAUUUUCUGGAUCAGAUUUACAAUACUGCUAUGGUGCGCAGUAAGCAUAGUGAGUAUGGCUAUUUCUUCAUUAAUUUUACUCAGCUUAAGUGGAAUAGAUUCCCUACGGAGGCUGCAUUGGAAUCCCCAGGAGAAAGGAUAUACCUUCCAUAUCAUUGCCACAGUCUCUGAAUGGUCUUUGGCUUUCACUAUUCUCAGUUUUUUCCUGACUUUCAUCCGUGACUUCCAGAAAAUCUCAUUGCAUACGGAAACAAGACUAUUUGGCCCUAAUCUUUAUCACACUCAAGAGCAGCUCCUAGAAGAUGAGCAAGGAAUACCAAUCACAGGAAGCAUAUGAAAAGAAAACAGAGAAAAUGACAUAAAUUAGAACUUCUCGGGAAAGAAAGCUUUGGUUCACAUAUAGUACUUCCAUUUUUUUAAUAUGCAAAAAUCAUGAUGUCUAUUAGUUCCACUGGCAUCAGCCCAUAUACAUGGAUAUAAGUUCAGUCCUGUGCAAAGGUUUUAGGCAGUUGUGCAAAAAUGCGGUACAUUAAGAAUGCUUUUAGAAAUAUAAAUUUAAUAGCUUAUUUUUUUUAUCAAUUAAGAAAAUGGAAAGUAAAUGAACAAAGAGAAAUCCAAAUCAAAUCAAUAUUUAGGGUGACCACCUUUUGCCUUCAAAACAGCAUCAGUUCUUACACUUGCACAAGUCAGGGAUUUUGUAGGAUUAAAGUCAGAUAUUUGAUUAACUAAUUUAUACCAACCAGAGGCUAAUGAACAUCAAUUUCAUAAGUAGGUUGAAACACAGUCACUAAUUGAAACAGAAACAGCUUAAAACUGGGUGAGACGAAGCCAAACUCUGCUAUUAAGGUGAGGUUGUGGAAGACAAUUUCAUAUCACAGGUCAUACACUAUGGCAAACCCAAGAACAGGAACAAGACAAAAGGCAAAUUAUACUGCAUCAGCAAGGCAAAGAUUGCAAAGCAGACUGGAGUUUCAAGAUAUGCUGUUCAGGCACUUCUAAAGAAGCACAAAGAAUUGGGCAAAACUGAGGAUGCAGUGGUCAGCCAAGGAAAUUUAAUUAAGCAGAUGACAGGCACAUCAUGCUCACUUCCCUUUGACACUGGAAGAUGUUUAGCAGUGCCAUCAGCCCAGAACUGGCAGAAAUAGGUGGGGCCCAGGUACAUCAAUCUACUGUCUGGAGAAGUCUGGCCAGAAGUGGUCUUCAUGGAAGAAUUGUGCCCAAAAAGCAAUAAUUCUGAUAUAGAAACAAGGCCAAGUGACUCAACUAUGCACAAAAACAUUGGAACUGGGGUGUAGAAAAAUGGCAGCAGGUACUCUGAAAUGAUGAAUCAAAAUGUGACAUUUGGCUGUAACAGGAGACAGUUUGUUCACCAAAGGGCUGGAGAGCAUACCAUAAUGAGUGUCUGCAGGCAACAGUGAAGCAUGGUGGAGAUUCCUUAUAAGUUUGGGCUACAUUUCUGCAAAUGGAAUUCAAGAUUUGGUCAGGGUCAAUGGUGUCCUCAGUGUUGAGAAAUACAGGCUGAUACUUAUAUAUCAUACCAUUCUAUCAGGGAGGUCUGUGAUUAGCCCCAAAUUUAUUCCUCAGCAGGACAAUGACCCUAAACACAGCCAAUGUCAUUAACUAUCGUCAGUAUAAACAAGAAGUCCUGGAAGUGAUAGUUUGGCCCUCGUAGAGCCCUGAUCUCAACAUCAAGUCAAGUCUGUUUGGGAUUAUAUGAAGGGACAAAAGGAUUUGAGGCAGCCAGUCACAAAACAGAAGUUCUGUGGUUCUCCAACAUGUUUGGAACAACUUGGAGGAACCUUGCCAAAUUCCUUCAGAAACUAUGUGCAAGUAUAUCUACAAGAAUUGAUGCAGUUUUGAAGGCAAAGGGUGAUCACCCCAAUGAUUUCGAUUCUUCUUCUAUUCAUUUACUUUCCAUUUUAUUAAUUGAUAAAAAAAUAAACUAUUAAUAACCUAUUUCUGAAAGCCAUUCUUAAUUUACAGCAUUUUUGCACAAUUGCUGAAAACUUUUGCACAGUACUGUACAUACGCUUAUAUAAUAUUCAAUGCAAUAUAUAAGAAUGUCAUUUUAUAUGAAAAUACUACUAUUAAUGAAGUUUUUACUGACUUUUGCCACUUAUUUAUAGAAAAAGUUUUCAAGUACCUCACAAAAUAUUGUACUAUGUAAUAUAAAAAAUGAUGAAUAUAUCUUUACAGAUUUUUAUAAAAUAAGAAUUUUGCAGAUUAAAGUUUGCUGGCAAAAGUUUUUUUUCUAUGCCUCAUAAAAUUGUUGCGAAUAUUCUCAGAAUGUGUCCCAUUGUAAGUUUUUCAGACCACAAUUGCUUUCCUAAAGAAUAUUCUCAAAAUGAACAAAUAAUCUGUGACUAGCUAGAUUAAUGAAGUUUAAUAGUGGGAUAAAUGUGGGUAGAGGUAGGAGCAUAUCUUCAGAAAAAGAAAUUCAGGGAAAAAAAGCAUGGUCUGGGUAUUUUUGCUUCUUGAAAUUCCCAAGCUUCCCCAUUUAAUUUAUAUUAAAAUAUUACUGGAAACUGGGAAUAGAGCAGUUCUAAAUUAUCUAAACUGAUCUCAAAUACUAUUAUAUACAUUAGUCUUAAUUUUAAUCCAUACAAUAAUUGACAGAAUAAACACUCAUUUGUAUUGAAUAUAUCAAAUAGUGGUGGUACAAUGAAAAUGUUUGGAAACACAAGAAGGUAUUUUAGUAGAAUCAAAACAAAUACACAUUUACUUUAUAUUGGUAGUCAUAUAAAUAUUAAAAAUAUUGGUAGCUGCCUCUGUAAAACUAAGUGACAGCCAGUAUAUAUGUUGUAUAAAUGGGCUUGGAAAGCUAGAGUCAUAUGACAUCACCAUCCUUUAAAUUGACCAAGUGAAGAAUUAGGCUACAUAUUUUAGAUAACAUAAAUAGUAACACAUGGAAUGAUUCUCACUCAACAUUAUAAGAAUAUACAAUCUGGGGUAACUUUAUAUGGACAGUUGGAUAAAAUUUGACUCGCAUUCAAUAUUUCAGUAAAUUCUCUACAUCUCAUUUCUCUUAUUUCUGGCACUUUAAGAGUAUACUUAUUCUUUACAAGAAGCAAUCCAUCCAUCCAUCCAUUCAUUCAUUCACAUUUAUAUAGUUAACCAUCUCACAAAUGACUGAGUGGCAUACAGUACUGUAAGAAACAAACCAUAAAAAAACAUUUAAAAGCAAUAAUUUUACAAAAUUAUCAAUAUUAUUAAAAAAUUAGAAAUAAGCAUCUUUGAUAUUGCAGUAUAACCAUCUGACCGAUUCUCCAUUUCCCUGAGAUCCCCAAGCCUGUUGAUGUAGCCACAUAUUGAGGGACUUGGAGAAGGUUUCCAACCAGUCUCAUUGUGGAGAGAAUAAUGUUCCACGGAGAAGGUACCAUGACAAAAAAGGCCUGUCUCCUAGGUCAUGCCAAAUGUAACUCCUUAACAGAUGGACCUGCAGUAUACAUAUGCCAGAUUUCAUGGCAUGGGCAGAUGUAAUUGUGAAGAAGCAAUCCCUCAACCUGCUGAAGCAUAAAGAUUUUAAAGGUCAAAACCAGCAUCUCGGAUUUGGAAGCAAAUUGGCAACCAAUGCAGCUUACAGAGCAGAGAUGUAGCUUCUAGGAGCACACCUAAGUGGCUACACCAAACAUGUUUUCCACCAGAUGAAGUUUCUGAAUAGUCUUCAGGGGCAGCCUAUAUAAAGUGCAUUAUCAUAGUACACCUGGAAGAUGAGUAGGGCAUGAGUGACCAUGACCAGAGCCUCCCUAAUCCAGUGACGGGCAUAACUGGCACACACCAUGAAGCUGUACAAAGGCCGUCCUAGUCACAAUUGGUACC